Messenger RNA from Eleginops maclovinus (Patagonian blennie), 4098 nucleotides. RefSeq names its product nuclear factor, interleukin 3 regulated (gene nfil3). Lineage: Eukaryota; Metazoa; Chordata; Actinopteri; Perciformes; Eleginopidae. The record is from RefSeq and is a predicted model, not a curated record. Bases 280 to 1506 code for a protein of 408 amino acids. Gene Ontology annotation, cellular component: nucleus. The transcript is spliced from 2 exons. Gene Ontology annotation, molecular function: DNA binding; DNA-binding transcription factor activity. Gene Ontology annotation, biological process: DNA-templated transcription; circadian rhythm; regulation of DNA-templated transcription.
CUCAAACUCACGCUGCCAAUGCACUUAACCACUGACCUACUAACACAGAUCCAUGAGUCAGUAGCCACCUUGAAAAGAAAAAGCCCAGGGAGGAGAGCCAGGUACUCCACAACUUGUAGGAUUUAAUCGACAUUUAUUUUAAUCGCAGAUGGAGAACGUACACUUCACUGUGCCUGACAACUGAGCAGACUCCAAACCAAGAUUUCCUCCAAUGUAGCGGUUCAAGCAGUAUGGUGUGCAGCUGAAGACCUAUGAGCACGUUUAACCAACAGUGAAAACAUGCAAUCAAUCAAGCAAGAGGAGGUGGACAGUGAGGCCUACAGCGGAGACGAUGCCCUGGUGCUGGCGGUGGCGUUACAGGGGGCUAACGGGGACGGGUUGGGCCACACAAUCUCUGCCAUUCCCAUCAAGACUAAAACCUCCUGUCGCAGGAAAAGAGAGUUCAUCCCGGAGGAGAAGAAGGACAACGUUUACUGGGAGAGGCGCCGCAAAAACAACGAAGCGGCCAAACGCUCCCGGGAGAAGCGGCGCAUCAACGACAUGGUGCUGGAGAACAAGCUGAUGGCCCUGGGGGAGGAGAACGCCUCCCUCAAGGCCGAGCUGCUGUCCCUGAAGCUCAAGUUCGGCCUGGUGAGCUUGGCGGCGUACGCCCAAGAAGUCCAGAACUUAUCCAGCUCCAGCAAUAUCGACGUCUACCAGGAGUUAGUUCCACCCGGUGCCGGCCAGAGCUCUUCCAGCAGGGUGACGGAGCCUCUUCUGUCACGCAGCAGCUGCAUAUCAGUCAUCAAGCAUUCGCCUCACAUGCCCGAGACGUGCACUGCCACUCAAGGCUGCAGGAGCACAGAGGUGAAGCAAGAACCAGCGGAGCACGCACAAGAGAGGAGCAGCCCCUACGAACUGUACCAAAACUACAUGGCCAGCCCUCUGUCGGGAGUCUACCCCCAGCCCGCCGCCUUCCUGCAGCUUACCCGGUCCUCCAGCAACUCCCCCAGGAGCUCAGAGGACGGCGGCGUGAGCAAAUCCUCCGACGGCGAGGACGAGCAGCAGGUCCCCAAGGGGUUAACGCCGUCUGCAGCCGACCCCAGGAGCGUCAUCGUCUCCACACACAAAGUGCCGGAUGCCAGUUCUUCAGCGUUGCCCCACAAGCUGCGGAUUAAAGCCAGGAGCAUCCAGAUCAAAGUGGAGGCCAUCGACCCGGAGUACCCCUCCUCGUCUCCUCGAGGAUGCUCCAGUCAGUCGUCCCCCUGCCCGCUGUCCCUGCAGGUCACCAACAUGCAGGACUGGAGCCAGCAGUCUGAGCCGUGGCACCGAGCAGAACCGCAGAGCAAACCCAGCGCCGAGGUCAAAGAACGUUCCUACGCACUCUCAGAGGACUUGUAUCUGAGACAGGGCCCCCCGGAGCUGCCCGCCCUCAGAAGACUGAUCCAAGCACAGCACGGGUCUGUGGUGGUCUCGAGCAGGAGCGCCGGCGAUCCUCACGAGGCGUUUUCCUGCUCCUCCGCAUGACCGUAGUGCUUUUAUACUUCCUGUUGCACUGUGUGGUUAAACAAGGUUUGGAUUAAUGUUCAUGUUCAAAUGUCAGAGCACAAUGGGGAGGGGGAGGGGGGGGGGGGGCUGCCUGUACUGUCAGAUAUAACGUAGACCUAGAGUGCCACACCAUCAGUACAAAAAAACUCACCAGAGUUUCUCAUUAUAUAUCCAUACAAAUACUGCUUUCAUUCACCUUUUCCAGAAACACUGCCACUUCCAGCUCCAAACCGGAAACCCGAUUUAUUCUGUGUGUAAAUCAGUUAGGUACUUUUUGUCGCACUUGGAGGUAACAGCUCCAGCAGAGAGCCCCAAACUUUCCUUUCCCUGGCCACAUCAACCAGCUCUGACUGGGGGAUUCCAAGGCGCUCCCAGGCCAGCGAAGAGAUAUAACCCCUCCACCUGGUCCUAGGUCUACCCCUCGGUCUCUUCCCAGCUGGACGUGUCUGGAACACCUCCCUAGGGAGGCGCCCAGGUGGCAUCCUCACUAGGUGCCCGAACCACCUCAACUGGCUCCUUUCAACACGAAGGAGCAGUGGUUCUACUCCGAGUCCCUCCCGGAUGACUGAACUUCUCACCUUAUCCCUAAGGGAGAUGCCAGCCACCCUGUGGAGAAAUCCCAUUUCGGCCGCUUGUAUCCGCCAUCUCGUUCUUUCGGUCGUGACCCAUCCUUCAUGACCAUAGGUGAGGGUAGGAACAAAGAUGGCCCGGUAGACAGAGAGCUUUGCCUUCUGGCUCAGCUCUCUUUUCGUCACAACGGUGCGGUAAAGAGACUGCAGUGCCGCUCCCGCUGCUCCAGAAAUACGUAUUGAUCAAAUAUGUAUAAUGUGAAUAAAAAAACACAGCCAAAAUCUAGUGGUCCAUUUUUAAAAGUAUCUUUGGUUCCAAUAAGUAUUUAGUUGAAUGUCUUUAUUUAACCAAUUACUGCAUCUUACCAGCUUGUUUUUGGUAAUAAAUUCCUAAAUUAGCUCCGUAUUUGAGACAUUCUUCAUCAAAACAACUGAAAGUAGGCACCGGCCGUGGCGCAACUGGCUGGGGCACCUGCACCUCACGCCGGCGACCCGGGUUCGAUUCCCGACCCGUGGUCCUUUCCGGAUCCCACCCCGACUCUCUCUCCCACUUUCCUGUCACUCUCCGCUGUCCUAUCCGAUUACAGGCAAAAAGCCCCCAAAAAAUAUCUUUAGAAAAAACAACUGAAAGUAUUUAUAUAAAAAGGAAAAGUAUUCAACUUCAGCACGAGUCCAAACAGACAACAUGUUUUAAUACAGAUACAUAAAAACUGCUGUUAUCGCCACCACAUUUACGGCUUUUCCGCACAUGCUCAGAACAAAUCAGGUUUCAGGUACGGACAACCUCCUCGUCCAAUCAAACGCAGCACUUCCUGCUUAUUCAUUACCUCAAGGUAUCUGGAAGGCUUUCAUUGGGAAAAAUGUGUGCAGGAACGGCUGAGUUUUAUUAAACGUGGCUUGAAUUAAUGGGUAUGACCCAUUAAGACUUCCUGCCACUAUUUGAGAUGUUACAGAAUCAUUUACCACAUGCUGAUUGACUCUAACUGGGUGUUAGGAGAAGGCUCCAGUUAGCGCUCUGCUUUGCUUUAAAGCUGUUAUACCGGACGUGGUAUGGUUACUGGAUCCAUCUGUAUACUGGGGAGGUGACUGGUCUUCAGUGGAGAGUCCAGGCCUCUGCUUUGAGAGAAUAUCUUACCAUGCUUUUUUUCUGUUGGUUUAGUAAUUCCUGCACAAUUUCCAAGACUUUUCCUGAAAGAAAUGAAGUAAUUUGAUACUCGUUAUGGGGGAAAUAGAUCAAAGUGAGUCCAAAUGCACACCUGAACAUGAGAAACUAAAUCUAAAGGUUAGUGUAUUAAAGGAUGUUUUAAUACCCUAUAGUUCCCUACCAAACUCAACGUUCUUUGAGGGAACCUUUCUAAGAAUAAGACCCUAAAUGCAGCAUUUCUGUUCCCUCUCGUCCUGGUCGAUUAAUCAGAUCUUGGACACGUUGCACUCCAUUGUCUCUGCUGUAGUUUUAGAUGCAUAACAAGUUACACACCUGGGCUUUCACCUUAGUUUUACGCAUUUUAAAAAAGGCUCUGCUGCACUGGUUCACUGUUUGCCAAAUCGCUUUUCUUUUGUGGAUUUUUACUCAUUUUGUAAAACCGUACAACGUUAAACUGAGACUGUGUUUGAAGCUGGCUGGAGAAUUGAGAUUCUGAGCUGUAUCCUCAAAUGUUAACCAUCUACAUCUGUUUUAUGAAAGAGUGUCCAGAGAUUCAGUGUUUUAUCCGGUCGGUCGGCUUCUGUAUGGUUAACUGUUAUGGAAUCAGAGCUGUCGGGUUAAUUGAAUGCAUUUUCGAAUUGCCUUUAGCUAGUUGGAGUGAUACAACGAACCUCCUGACCUUCUCUGUUAUUGAAAUGCAUUCCGUAUUUUAGUUUUUAAAAAUGCCCUGCGUAUUUUUGGAUCUGAUCUUGAUGCAGAUGAAUCCAUCAGCCUGGCGUCCAGUUCUGUAUCCGAACACUUUUCUCAAGGUUCAUUGUAAGGAUGAGUUUUGUUCACAAUAAAUGUCUAAUCACUGAA